AUGGAAAAUCCUCCUGUUUUGGGAACCACUAAGAUUUUGGUCUUAUGGAAAGAUGGUGACACAUACACCAUGUUUCACUUCUCCUUCCAACAGUUGGAAUUCAGUCAGGGUCUUCGCUAUUCUCAGAGGGCCAGUCUUAGAGGAGAAUCGAGCUGCACCCAUCAUUGUAAAGACCCUUUCCUGAAUUUGCACCUAGAAGUUUCAAUGCUUUGGGAAGAGAGGAAUGUCAUGAUUAUUAGUACUAUAAAGAAGAGCUCAUAUGGCAGUGUUGCUGAGAACUUGAGUGAAUCUUCCAUUCCCAAAAUUGCAAUGAGGCCAAGAUCAAAGUUAUUGGUGUUGGAGGAUAAUGAUAAUUUUAUUGAAAAAAGUGCUGAGACGGUGCAAAAGCUACAACCCCAGGAAAGGGAAUUGUCAGAGAAUGACCAAGGAAGAACCAAGCUGCUCCUCCAGACCUUCCAAGGUCUGGGACUGCAGUCGGGCAGAACUAGAAGCAAUAAAAAAAAUGGGCCGCAGCUGACUGUUACGAUUCUUGGCUCCUUGGAUAGGGUAUUAUCAUUGGAAGCGGCUCAAAAAGCUGUUAGUGUGGGUUACUUGAGUUGCGUCCUUGGAAGUGGUAUUUCAGGGCAGGCUGUUCAAGCACAGGAAGGAAUUGCAGCUUUGAGAGACAAUGUUGGCCCACUGAUUGUCAUCCCAAAUGACAAGUUGCUCACUGCUGUUUCCCAGUCUACUCCUGUGACAGAAGCAUUCAAUUCGGCUGAUGAUAUACUUUGA
Messenger RNA from Magnolia sinica, 771 nucleotides. RefSeq names its product cell division protein FtsZ homolog 2-1, chloroplastic-like. The record is from RefSeq and is a predicted model, not a curated record. Lineage: Eukaryota; Viridiplantae; Streptophyta; Magnoliopsida; Magnoliales; Magnoliaceae. Gene Ontology annotation, molecular function: GTPase activity; GTP binding. The transcript has 5 exons. Bases 1 to 771 code for a protein of 256 amino acids. Gene Ontology annotation, biological process: chloroplast fission. Gene Ontology annotation, cellular component: cytoplasm; chloroplast.